Molecule: messenger RNA, 1658 nt
Organism: Vigna radiata var. radiata (mung bean)
Lineage: Eukaryota; Viridiplantae; Streptophyta; Magnoliopsida; Fabales; Fabaceae
Product: protein BIG GRAIN 1-like A
Exons: 1
Coding region: 45-1169 (374 amino acids)
Biological process (GO): auxin-activated signaling pathway
Source: RefSeq, a predicted model, not a curated record
CUUUAACUAACCUUCUUUCUCUUCACUUUUACUUUCACCUCACAAUGCACACAAGAGAAAGAAGAACUCCUUCCUUCUCCUCUUCUCUCCUCGACGCCAUUUGCCAUUCCAUUGACCACUCAAAAUCCAACCUUCAUCAGGAUCAACCACCUUCUCUCUUCGAUCACAACACCUUCCAAAAACCUCGCAAUAAAGACAGAAUGAAUCUUCGCCGGGCGGUCAUGCUGGAAGAUUGGAUGGACAAACAUACUUCUCAUUCCCGUUCCCUGAGUUCUCAGUUUCUCAACUACAGUUCAAGCUCCUCAGAAUGCAGCUCUGGGGGGAUAUUUUCCUCUUCGGAAACCGACACGACAACCUUGAAGAAACAAAGACCAAGACCCACAUCGGAGAAGAAGAAACAAGACCAUAGGGUUUCCGAGAAGCAGAAUAAAGAGGGUGGUUUCGCAAGGACCAAGUUGCGGGCUUUGAAAAUUUACGGCGAAUUGAAUCAGAGAGUGAAGCAACCCAUUUCACCGGGGAGUAGAAUCGCUAGCUUCCUUAGCUCCAUCUUCAACUCCCAGAACGUGAAGAAAGCCAAAAUGUGUUACGUUGGGGCUGUUGAAGAUGUUAGCUUUGAACACAAAUCAAAGUCCCCGUGUUUCUCUUCCACUCCUUCUUCCUUCUCGAGAAGGUCUUGCAUGAGCAAAACAUCCUCUUCGGCUAAAAAAUCCAACACCAAUGGGGUCAAAAGAUCCGUGAGGUUUUACCCCGUUAGCGUAAUCCUAGGCGAGGAUUCUGAACCCCAACCUAGUUAUCACAAAUGUAGCAACAUUUAUGAGAGUGAGCCUAAUUUCACUGUGAGGAAGAUCACCAGAAGUUCUUCGAUAAAGGAGCUAAAGAACAGUGUUCGGGGAGAAGAAAAUGGAGCUGAAGAAGCAGCAGCGCGUGGUUUCGUAAAAGGUUAUCGAAAUUCUGGUAAGGGUGAGUUUAAUUUUAGAGGCUUUUAUGGAAAUGAGGAUGGCGACGACGACGACGACGAAGAAGAAGAAGAUGACGCGAGUUGUUCAAGUUCAGAUUUGUUUGAGCUGGAUCAUCUUAUUGGAGCUGCAAGGUACCAAGAAGAACUUCCUGUCUAUGAAACUACCAAUUUGGAAACAAAUAAAGCCAUUGCGAGUGGUCUAUGUUUGUAGUUUAGUUUAACAACACAUAAUUGUAAUUAUUUUCCAUAGUUUGUGGAGUUGAUGAAUUUUUUUAAAAAAUAUUGUUCUCUUUUUGGUGUUGUUAGCUACCAUUAAGUGUGAUAUUUGCUGAGUUGAGAUUCUGAUAUAGGCUUUAUGCAUGGUUUUGGAUUGAAUUGGAAAAUGGAUAGAAUUGUGAGAGUUAGAGAGAAAGAUAGGUAGGUGGGUAGCUCAUGUUCACUCGCACAACUUGUCAAAGCAAACUAAGACAAACUGAAAAGAGAAAAGUAAAAGUAGAUUCAUUUUUUUUUCCUACCCGAUGAGAAAAGAAAAGUUAAAAAAGCUUAACGCUUUUCCACUGGGUUAGCACAUGGCCUCACUGAGACAUGGUAAAAAUCUCCACCACUUUAACGUCAUAGAAGAUUUAAAUAAAUGAUUACAACUCACUACUUUUUGCGCGUUUGAAAUCCGCGAUUACAGAGUGAUUUUGAACUGAUAUUC